GGCACAACCAGCAGCAUCAUGUCGACCACCGAAGGCGCCGAAACGUUUGCGUUUUCCGCCGACAUCAGCCAGUUGUUGAGCUUGAUCAUCAACACGUUUUACUCGAACAAGGACAUCUUCUUGCGCGAGUUGAUCUCGAACGCGUCCGAUGCGUUGGACAAGAUCCGGUACCAGUCGUUGACCGACGCGUCCGUGUUGGACAGCGACAAGGACUUGGAAAUCAAGAUCAUCCCUGACAAGGCCAACGGCACGUUGACCCUCCAAGACUCGGGCAUUGGUAUGACCAAGACCGACUUGGUGAACAACUUGGGUACGAUCGCCAAGUCUGGCACGAAGGCGUUCAUGGAAGCGUUGGCCGCCGGUGCCGACAUUUCCAUGAUUGGUCAAUUCGGUGUGGGUUUCUACUCUGCGUACUUGGUUGCCGACCGUGUGACGGUGCACUCGAAGCACAACGACGACGAACAACACGUGUGGGAAUCCGCUGCCGGCGGUUCGUUCACUGUGUCUGCCGACUCGUCCGAGCCCAUCAAGCGCGGUACCCGCAUCGUGUUGAAGUUGAAGGAAGACAUGUUGGAGUACUUGGAAGAACGCAAGUUGAAGGACUUGGUGAAGAAGCACUCUGAGUUCAUCUCGUUCCCCAUCAAGUUGUACGUGGAGAAGACGACCGAGAAGGAAGUCACGGACGACGAAGACGAAGAAGAGGAAGAGAAGGAGGGCGAAGACGACAAGCCCAAGGUGGAAGAAAUCACGGAAGGUGAUGACGACAAGAAGAAGAAGACGAAGAAGAUCAAGGAAGUGUCGCACGACUGGAACCACUUGAACGGCCAACGCCCUAUCUGGAUGCGCAAGCCCGAAGACGUGACCCACGAGGAGUACGCGGCGUUCUACAAGUCGUUGACGAACGACUGGGAAGAGCAUGCUGCCGUGAAGCACUUUGAAGUGGAAGGCCAACUGGAGUUCAAGGCGUGUUUGUUCGUGCCCAAGCGCGCGCCUUUCGACAUGUUCGAAGGCGGUGCCAAGAAGAAGGUGAACAACAUCAAGCUGUAUGUGCGCCGCGUGUUCAUCAUGGACAACUGCGAGGAGUUGAUGCCUGAAUACUUGAGCUUCGUCAAGGGCGUGGUCGACUCGGAAGACUUGCCGUUGAACAUUUCGCGCGAAACGUUGCAGCAAAACAAGAUCUUGCGCGUGAUCAAGAAGAACUUGGUGAAGAAGUGCUUGGACAUGUUCAACGAGUUGGUGGAAGACGCCGAGAAGUACAAGAAGUUCUACGAAGCGUUCUCGAAGAACUUGAAGUUGGGGAUCCACGAAGACACGACCAACCGCACCAAGAUCGCCAAGCUCUUGCGCUACCACUCGACCAAGUCUGGCGAAGACUUGACGUCGUUCGACGACUACAUCUCGCGCAUGCCCGAGUCGCAACCCGGUAUCUACUACGUGACGGGCGAGUCGAAGAAGGCGGUGGAGAACUCUCCGUUCAUUGAGAAGUUGAAGAAGAAGGGUUACGAAGUGUUGUUCAUGGUGGACCCCAUCGACGAAUACGCUGUCCAGCAGUUGAAGGACUACGAGGGCAAGAAGUUGAUCUGCGCCACGAAGGAAGGCAUGGACUUGAAGGAAACGGACGACGAGAAGAAGACGUUCGAAGAAGCCAAGGCCGCGACGGAAGGCCUGUGCAAGUUGAUGAAGGAAGUGUUGGACGACAAGGUGGAGAAGGUGCAAAUCUCGAGCCGCAUCGUCGAAUCUCCGUGCGUGUUGGUGACUGGCGAGUACGGCUGGUCGGCCAACAUGGAGCGCAUCAUGAAGGCGCAAGCGCUGCGCGACAGCAGCACGUCGUCGUACAUGAGCUCGAAGAAGACGAUGGAGAUCAACCCGUUGCACCCGAUCAUCAAGUCUCUGCGCGAAAAGUCGGACGUGGAUAAGAGCGACAAGACGGUCAAGGACUUGAUCUGGUUGUUGUACGACACGUCGUUGUUGACGUCUGGCUUCUCGUUGGACGAACCCACGACGUUUGCCGGCCGCAUCCAUCGCUUGAUCAAGUUGGGGUUGAGCAUCGACGACGAUGACAUUGCCGAAGAAAACUUGGACGACUUGCCUCCUCUUGAAGGCGACGAAGGCUUGGAGGAAUCCACCAUGGAAGAAGUCGAUUAAAUAAUUGAAUGAACUCUCGUAUCUAUAGCA
Aphanomyces astaci is the source of this 2175-nucleotide messenger RNA. Its product is annotated as hsp82-like protein. The coding region runs from base 19 to 2145 and encodes 708 amino acids. Gene Ontology annotation, biological process: cellular response to heat; protein stabilization; protein folding. NCBI's taxonomy places the organism in Eukaryota, Oomycota, Saprolegniomycetes, Saprolegniales, Verrucalvaceae. Gene Ontology annotation, molecular function: ATP hydrolysis activity; ATP-dependent protein folding chaperone; ATP binding. The transcript has a single exon. The record is from RefSeq and is a predicted model, not a curated record. Gene Ontology annotation, cellular component: plasma membrane; perinuclear region of cytoplasm; protein-containing complex.